CAAUUCCAUUCGGCUGCAGACACGUGUGUGCUUGUACAGUAAGUUGCUCUUCGCUUUGCCUGCUCAGAAAUGCUGAGAAUACAAAGAAUUCUGCGACAUGCAAAGCCAGCUUCCAGAGCGCUGUCCUUGAGCUUGAGCCGCCAGUAUGCCAAAGAUGUUAAGUUUGGGGCUGAUGCAAGAGCACUUAUGCUUCAAGGGGUUGAUCUCUUGGCUGAUGCGGUGGCUGUGACAAUGGGACCCAAGGGAAGAACUGUUAUUAUCGAACAAAGCUGGGGAAGUCCAAAAGUAACCAAAGAUGGCGUAACAGUUGCAAAAGCAAUUGAUCUGAAAGAUAAAUACAAAAACAUAGGUGCCAAACUAGUUCAAGAUGUAGCUAACAACACAAAUGAAGAAGCAGGUGAUGGAACAACCACUGCAACUGUCCUUGCAAGGUCUAUAGCUAAAGAAGGCUUUGAAAAGAUAAGCAAAGGUGCAAAUCCAGUAGAAAUUAGAAGAGGUGUAAUGAUGGCAGUAGAUGCGGUCAUCAAAGAGUUAAAAAAUCAGUCAAAACCUGUUACAACACCAGAAGAGAUAGCUCAGGUUGCUACCAUAUCAGCAAAUGGUGAUCAAGAAAUUGGCAAAAUAAUAUCAGAUGCGAUGAAAAGAGUUGGUCGUAGAGGUGUAAUUACAGUUAAGGAUGGCAAAACUCUUCAUGAUGAGCUGGAAAUAAUUGAAGGCAUGAAAUUCGACAGAGGCUAUAUUUCACCAUACUUUAUAAAUACAGCUAAAGGCCAGAAAUGUGAAUUCCAGGAUGCAUAUCUUCUCCUUAGUGAGAAAAAAAUUUCCAGUGUUCAGUCUAUUGUGCCUGCUCUUGAAAUUGCUAAUGCUCACCGUAAACCGCUAGUUAUAAUAGCUGAAGAUGUUGAUGGAGAGGCGUUAAGCACAUUAGUGUUAAACAGGCUGAAAGUUGGGCUGCAAGUAGUUGCCGUAAAAGCUCCAGGUUUUGGGGAUAACCGAAAAAACCAGCUUAAGGAUAUGGCAAUUUCAUCUGGUGGGGUGGUGUUUGGGGAGGAGGGUCUCACCCUAAAUAUUGAAGAUAUUCAGCCCCACGAUUUUGGCAAAGUAGGAGAAGUUAUUGUAACUAAAGAUGACACUAUGUUAUUGAAAGGAAAGGGUGACAAAGCUCAGAUUGAGAAACGUAUUCAAGAAAUUCACGAACAGUUGGAAUCUACAAACAGUGAAUAUGAAAAGGAGAAGUUAAAUGAGAGAUUGGCUAAGCUGUCUGAUGGUGUUGCUGUAAUAAAGGUUGGUGGGACAAGUGAUGUCGAAGUUAAUGAAAAGAAAGAUAGAGUAACUGAUGCAUUAAAUGCCACCCGUGCAGCUGUGGAAGAAGGCAUUGUUUUGGGAGGGGGCUGUGCCUUGCUCCGAUGCAUCCCAGCACUGGAAGCCCUAAACCCAGCCAAUGAAGACCAAAGAGUGGGCAUUGAAAUCAUAAGGAGAACACUGAAGAUUCCUGCAAUGACCAUCGCAAAAAAUGCAGGUGUUGAAGGAUCAUUAGUGGUAGAAAAGAUCAUUCAGAGUCCAGUUGAGAUUGGAUAUGAUGCCAUGCAUGCUGAAUUUGUUAACUUGGUGGAAAAAGGCAUUAUUGACCCCACAAAGGUUGUGAGGACAGCUUUGAUGGAUGCUGCCGGUGUUGCUUCACUCUUGACAACAGCUGAAGCAGUUGUGACUGAAAUUCCAAAAGAAGAAAAAGAUGGUGGCAUGGCCGGAAUGGGAGGAAUGGGAGGCAUGCCCGGUGGUAUGGGAGGUGGAAUGUUCUAAAUUUUUAAACUAAGAACUGAUAAAUGCCCAUGUUAAAAGCUCUGAAAUGUUGAGACAACCGAACCGUGAAGCUGGUGAUACGUUUCAAAAGUUGGUUAAGAUUACUUAACUGUUUACUGCUAUCAUUAUUCAUGCCCUUGUGUAAUUUAUUUUCUUUUUUGGUAGACCUUUGUACAUUCCGGAAAAAUUAUGUAGUUGCCAUUGUUACAGGAACAUUUGUUUAAACUAUUGUCAUUUUUACCAGUGCUUCAAGUUUAUUGAUAGUUUUUACAUUUUACUACCACUACUGCCCAGAUUUAAAUGUUAGUGUCUAAUCCUGGCUAUCUAAAAGACGUUAAAAUAAAAAUGUAUUAAUUAUGUUUACUCUAAAUUA
Messenger RNA from Xenopus tropicalis (tropical clawed frog), 2173 nucleotides. RefSeq names its product heat shock protein family D (Hsp60) member 1 (gene hspd1). Gene Ontology annotation, cellular component: mitochondrial matrix. Gene Ontology annotation, biological process: protein refolding; protein folding. The record is from RefSeq and is marked provisional. NCBI's taxonomy places the organism in Eukaryota, Metazoa, Chordata, Amphibia, Anura, Pipidae. Gene Ontology annotation, molecular function: ATP-dependent protein folding chaperone; ATP binding.